This is a messenger RNA of Nothobranchius furzeri (turquoise killifish), 2763 nucleotides long. RefSeq names its product transmembrane protein 125. NCBI's taxonomy places the organism in Eukaryota, Metazoa, Chordata, Actinopteri, Cyprinodontiformes, Nothobranchiidae. The record is from RefSeq and is a predicted model, not a curated record.
UUGUCUACACUAGGGCAGCCUGGACAGUGUCACUGAUCCGUGUUCUACCCGUGGUCCUACGCUGCGGUGGUGAGCUGCGUUUUCAACCAGAAGAUGCUGAGUGAUGACAGAUGACAGGAGGGAGCUGCCUGACAUGGGAAGGUUGUAGAGUAGUCACGACAAGACUACAUCUGAGGAGUUUUGACCUCCAAACUCAACUGGAACCAUCCAGUUAUACCGUAACACCUGCUGAGGAGCUCCCGGACUCGGACAACUCUCCCUUCAAGCAGAACUCACUCAAGCAGAGUGGACCAGAAGCAACUGAAUGGCCAUUUUCAUAGGCAGUAACUCAGGUUUGGAUGAGGCUCACCACAAGCUGUGAGGAUCUGAUUGAGUUGGACUGAUUUUUGUAAAGGUGAAUAUUUCCGCCCCAUCCGGUUUUGGGUUCAUGGAGUGAGAACCGGCCAUGCCUGAGAUCCAGACCUUCUAUUUCACCAGGCCCCCGAGCCUCUAUCUGGACCCAGCACUGAUGCAGCUACACAUCCUGGAGGAUCAAGUAGAGUUCUUGUGGUUCAGAGAGCCGCGACACUCCUUGGUCUGCUACUGCGCCUCGGUGGCCCUCAUAGUGGGGUUGGGGCUUGGUGGCGUAGGCCUGCUGUCCACCACCACCAACCUGUCUGGGGAAUGGCGUCUUGGCGUGGGCACCACCCUCUGCCUCCUGGCCCUGGCUGUGUUACUCAAGCAGCUCCUCAGCUCUGCAAUCCAGGACAUGAACUGCGUGCAUAGUCGACAUCGGAUCGAGCAGCUGAAGAGCGGUGGGAGGGCUGACCCGGCGCUGAUCCUGGCCGUGGGUCUGGCAGUGAGUCUGUGUGGGACGGUGCUGCUCUGUGUGGGCUCAGUGGGCCGCCAGGGGCCCGACAACAGAGACAUGCUGGUGUUUGGUAUGGUGCUCAUGGCUGCUGGUGCAGGCAUGGCUCUGGCUGUAGGAGGAUACGCUGUAGUGGUCCAUCUCAGGAGAAGGGAGCAGAGGAGGAGGAGGAGGAGGAGGGUGAGGAUGGGCAGAGCCAGGAGGCUGGGGAGCCAGGCGGUCCAAGUGUUCAGUGUUCCAGCUGAACAGAUGAGUCAGAGCAGGACAGAAGCAUCCACCAGCAGGACCAGUCUCAUCUGAACGGACUGAAGGGAAAACCGUCAGAUUGAGAGCCGAAGAGAAUGGAAUAAAGAACAGAAUCUCAUCUAAACUCUCAUAUUUCAUCAGCGCUGAUCCCUGAUCAGCUGGCCAUCUUAUGCUGAGUUACAUGCUGUUUGAGAACAUUCAGUUAAUUAUUAUAACACUUUAUUUGUAAAAAACUAAUGAAAUAAAAACAUAACAAUGACCUGCUGCUGAGCCAGAGAACCAAAUCAAAUCCAAACAGCCACGGACAAGACCUUCAGGUCAGGUAUUCGAGUCUCGAUGGGCCACAUUAAAAGUUUUCACUGAGUCAAAGGUCUGUUUGUCGAUCAGCGCACCGUCAUUAAAUCAGCUUCAACACAACUUGCUUUGUUCAGUCAGAACAGCAACAAGCAUGUAAUGAUAUUUCCAUUCAGUAAACAACUCAUCCACUGCUGAGGACAUGCAUCCUGCAUGCUUUAUUCCAUCACAGAGCUGUUUGUCAGACCACCAGCCAGCACUUCUGCUGCUCUUGCUGCUGUCGAUUCUCAGACAGGGGCUUGCUAAAAGGGAAAUUCCACCCCUAAUCUGGUCUAUUUCUGUGUUCCCCAGAGGUAGGUAGGUGAGAAAGCAGCAUUUUGUAACCAGCGCAGUAAUUCUCCUGGUCUGGCAGCCGUCCAUCUGCCUUAGCUUAGCAUACACAAUGGAAGUGAACAGCAGAUAUAAGCAUUUUUGUGCAAAAGUGAUUAAAAUUACUUAAUAAUAAUACCAAUUACUCAUUGUGAGCUCAAUAAUCGUGCAGACAGCAGAUGAAAAGUAGAAAGUAACACAAAGAAUUGCAGGAGCCAAUGAAGACAUGGGACUACGUUACGACAAGCACGGCUGUGUGGCACAUGGAUGUAACACAGCGGUCGGAAAAGCCUCCAGCUUCCGCAAACAAACACACGCUUGGCUGCUAUCCAGUCCAGGGGUCUCAUUUAUCAAACACUGCGUAGAAUCCUUACUAAAACGUACUUAAGCUCAGCAAAACAAAAGUACUGACGCCAAGCAGGUGUGUGAUCUAUCAAACAUGGAGGACACACAGCUGCACGCAAGCUCCGCUUCAUAAAUCAGAGACUAUCUAGAAUGUUUCUCAGCUGCAUUUUAGUCACAUCCCGCCCUCGCCACGCCCACUUACUGCCAUAAAUGGUCAAUGCAAAGUGCCUUGUGGAUCUCAUGCAUAUACAUAAGCCGGCUGUUGCAGCGCUCCGCCAAUGACAUGGCGGCCGUAGAUCAAUGCAGAUCAAGGAAGCGCUAUUACACAGAAGUAGAAGUUGAGGUACCUGCGGGUGAGGCGGAGAAAUGAAAGGAAGUGCUUUUGCAAAACAAAUAAGAGAAAAUCCACGGAGUGGCACAGCGUUGCUGAAGCCGUCAAUGCUGACUUCUUCAGAGAGAUCUGUGGCGGAUAUAAAAAAAAUGAUCCAAUCGUGAUUCGAUCCCCAGACUCCCGGGCUAAAGUCACGCUCGCUAACCAGUCAGCCAAACGGAGAUCUCCCCUGUACAAGUAGCCAGGGUCAAUCGGGUCACAGUGACAGUACACACACUGUCACAGACGCAUGAUGUUCUGUCUCAAUCUGUCCCCCUGCUGAUAUUCUGCA